Chara braunii is the source of this 2414-nucleotide messenger RNA. The record is from the annotation of a GenBank genome assembly. NCBI's taxonomy places the organism in Eukaryota, Viridiplantae, Streptophyta, Charophyceae, Charales, Characeae.
GUGUUCCCCUGUUUGUAAUUGGCACACGUGUCACGGCUCAUCCUGCUAGCGAGCGGUAGGAGUGGCAACGACUCACCUUUGUCGAAUUCACACAUUGCGGUCUUCUUCGGCGAAGUGGCUCCUAGCCGUUCCACGUGCUGAACAAAUAAACGGAAAAGAGCCGCGCACGUUUUCCUCUGCCGGCCUCAAUUUCAGUGCGCGGCACAGGAGAGCGAUUCUGUUCUGCCUGUGCUGCUGCCGCGGCUCUCGCGCUCUUCUGCUGGAAGUUUUUUGCUCUUCGUCGAGGGUAGAAGAGAGUUAAAAGAGUUCAAGAGGUAAGAGGUCAGUGAUGGCGGCGUCCACGUGUUUGGGCAUGUUAGCAGCGGCGAGUACGUGCGGCGCUGUUGCGCAUUUGCCCGCCUCUUCUUCCGCCCCCGCCUCGUCGUCAGAUAGAGACUGCGCAGCAUCUCCGUCGUCGUCGAGGAGUUGUUUGUUGACGUCAUCGUUUCAUGGUCACGCUCGGUUGGGAUCCCAGCUUGGCACGUCAGGCCGAUUGGUAGAUAACCGUUUCCUAUCGUCGACUUCAUCAUGGCGGCGACGAGAGGGGAAGACCGGGGUCGCGGUAGCGAUGGCGCCGCCACCGGCGGCGAAAAAAGGCGGGAAGGCAAAGAAAGUUGUGGGGCUCGUGAAACUUGCUCUGGAGGCUGGAAAGGCAACACCUGCGCCCCCUGUGGGCCCUGCAUUGGGUGCCAAGGGUGUGAACAUUAUGAAUUUCUGCAAAGAGUAUAAUGCACAGACUGCGGACAAGCCCGGAUUCAUCAUCCCUGUCGAAAUUACAGUGUAUGAUGUAGCUGCUCUGCCAUGGUAUAUCAUGUUCCUUUUGAUUUACCAGAAGCGGAACCUGAGUGUCGAAAAGGGAUCUAAUCAACCUAACAAGGACAAGGUGGGUAAGGUGACAUCAGCACAAAUCCUCGAAAUCGCAAAGGAGAAGCUGCCAGACUUGAACUGUACAAGUCUUGAUUCGGCACAGAGGAUCAUCCGGGGAACUGCACGCAACAUGGGCAUUGAUGUUCUGGAAGCCGUGUGAAAAGGGGUGUGGGGACCACCUAACUUCAGCCACCGCUACCCUUCACGACCGCCCUAGUUACUUGGGGGAGGCCUCCCCUUUUCCGGUUGAUCUGUUGGUUUGAUGAUCCGACGAGCACAGGUUUGCAGGGGCUGGCUCGAUGUUUUUGCGUGUGGUAGUGGAACCCCCCGGUUGAACAGUACCGUGGAGAGCAUGAUUGUGGAAACAAAAGUGUUGAUGACAACAGUUGAAGUUGUCACACAGUGAAGAUAUAGUACACCCCAUCCGGUCCGUCCUUUUGCCCUAUUGCGACGUUUGGUCCCGUUGUACACACACACACACAGGGAGCAUGUUCCACUCAACUUGAACGGAUGCAUUGAACGGCUGGAUCUCAAAUCUACCCAUGUAUUGAAUGGCUGGAUUUCGCCUUCAGUCACAUCACUUGUGGCUUGUUGGAAGCUCAGUCAUGCAUCAGAUCAGGCGGUGACUGGCUCGAAUCUGAGGUCCAUCUUCGCUGGAUUGAGUUUCGCCAUGCGCAGGAUGAAAGCGUGAGUCGGGAGAAGUCCGGAAAGCCAGCUGCAGUGCAGCAGGUGGCUGACGUCAUAGAUUUUUUUUUGAUGCUCGGUUAUCUCCUCCCUCUUCCGGGAAGAAUGCCGAAGGAGAGACGCCUUCAAAAGCCAUUUCUACUUUCGACUCUUGAUGACAUGUAUCAUUUCCUUUCCGGUUUUCUUUUGCGGUGAGAAGUUUUUGUGGCUUCUGUGUUGUGGCAUUGAUGCAUUUGUCACUCUUGCUUCUUCGUUUUGUGAAUUGGUUAUUUAUUCGAAGUUAUUUCCUCCUGUUAUCUGUCGUAUUUAUUUUUCCUUUUGCUUCUUUUGGAUUCGUUUGUCUUCUCUAUACACGAUCUCCACCAUUAUAAAAAUUGCUAAUGUAAGAAAAACUCAAAUCCGUGCCGUUUGCAAUCCGUCGUACGAGACACAAGUCCUGUAUCAUUGCACGAAAGUAAGAAAUUUUGGAUGCGGGAUGUCAGCGUCCUACCAGGCGAGUGGCCGAACGGCCCGGAUCGUCACGGGAUCUUAGAAUCCUAGGGUUGUGCUUCUAUCCGAGCCGUCGUCAGCCAGGUCCUAUCAAGCAAACAGCCCUGAUGGUCUUGCGAUCUUGAAAAGCGAAGAUUGUGCGCCGAUCGGGGCUAUUUGUUGGAUCCCAACUAGCUUACAGUUGUUUGUCGGGCCCCCUACCACCAAGCCGAUGAUGCUUUAGCUGGUCUUUUCGGAUGAUCAGCCACACUGGGACUGAGACACGGCCCAGACUCCUACGGCAGGCAGCAGUGGGGAAUCUUGGACAAUGGGCUGAGUAAAGGUCUGAAUGGCAC